AUGGAUUGCACAGGACAUAAUUCCCCACCAGGGAACCACACUGCAUUAGUGGAAUUCAUCCUGAUUGGGUUUUCUGAUGUUCCCCACAUUCAUGGAUUUCUUUUUGGUGUAUUUCUGAUAAUCUAUGUCUUUAUACUUACGGGAAAUAGCCUCAUUAUCAUAAUAACUAAGGUUGACUCCUCUCUCCACUCUCCCAUGUAUUUUUUCCUUCGGAAUUUUUCAUUUCUGGAAAUUUGUUUUGUAUCAGUUACUGUCCCCAGAUUAUUAACAGAUCUCUGUAGACAAUAUGGAAAUAUUUCCUUUCCAGCUUGUGCAAUUCAAAUGUACUUCUUUCUGAUCCUGGGAGACACUGAGUGCUUUAUUCUCACUGCCAUGGCUUAUGACAGGUAUGUUGCCAUUUGCAACCCAUUACUCUAUCCUGUCAUUAUGAAUGAUACCGUAUGUAUUCAAUUGGCACUUGUCUGCUGGACCACUGCAAUUCCUGUACAUAUAGGGUUCAUCUCUGUGGUGUUCACUUCAACUUUCUGUGGAUGUAACCAUUUGAAUCACUUUUUCUGUGAUGCACCUCCAGUUGUUCAACUUAUUUGUGGGGAUGCUUUCAUGGUGGAAGUGUUGCUGUAUGGGCUGGCUGCAUUGAUCACCAGUAUACCUUCUUUCCUGAUUCUUAGAUCUUAUAUGAAAAUAGUCUCCGCCAUCCUGAAGCUGCCAUCAGCAAUUGGCAGAGCCAAGGCCUUCUCGACUUGUUGUUCCCAUCUCAUGGUUGUGACUUUAUUCUUUGGCUCAGCCAUCAUUGUGUAUUUGAGAUCUAUGACCAACCACUUAACAGGAAUGGACAAAUUCCUCUCUCUUUUUUAUACUAUCUUCAUACCAAUGUUAAACCCCAUUAUUUAUUGUCUGAGAAACAAAGAUGUUAUGGUGGCCUUGGAGAAAUUCCUACAGAAAUCGAUUGUGUUGUGA
Molecule: messenger RNA, 957 nt
Organism: Talpa occidentalis (Iberian mole)
Lineage: Eukaryota; Metazoa; Chordata; Mammalia; Eulipotyphla; Talpidae
Product: olfactory receptor 10AG1-like
Exons: 1
Coding region: 1-957 (318 amino acids)
Biological process (GO): G protein-coupled receptor signaling pathway
Cellular component (GO): membrane
Molecular function (GO): G protein-coupled receptor activity; olfactory receptor activity
Source: RefSeq, a predicted model, not a curated record